This is a messenger RNA of Mesocestoides corti, 1899 nucleotides long. NCBI's taxonomy places the organism in Eukaryota, Metazoa, Platyhelminthes, Cestoda, Cyclophyllidea, Mesocestoididae. The record is from the annotation of a GenBank genome assembly.
AUGACGAGAAUUCAACAAAAAAUUGAAAAUCUUUCGGCCAAUGUGGCAUUAAAACACUUGGAUUUGUCAGAAAACGAGAUAGAUUGUUUGGGGGACCUUUCCAAAUUGACAAAAUUGAAGACUUUGCUUCUUCAUUGCAAUAAAAUAAAAAGUUUAGAAACGGCGAGCGAGUUCCUUCCUAGUUCGUUGUGCAUUCUGUCAUUGGCAGAAAAUCGCCUUUGUGCUUUAACAGAGGCAAAUGGUAGUGGUAAAACGCAGCUCCUGCAACCACCUGUUGAACCCAAACUGAAUUCCUGUGCAAACACAGGAACGGUCAGAUCAAAGCCGUCAAGCGACUCUUCGUGGAGGAUAUCCACUCCUAAUUGUCUGCCAAAACCGCGGAAUUCGCGAGCAAUGCGGUCGUCCAGCUUUGGCGGUGGUACCCAUCCAACACCAAUUGUGGGUAAAAGGGAGACUGAAGACAGAUGCCCAACUGAUCAACCUCGUGCAACUGUUCAUGACUUCUUGUCGUCACAGAUGCCUCCCUCAGCAUCGUGUGGUGCGAUUUGUGCCCAUUUGGCGGGCAAAAAUAGCAAUGGAAGAGCUUAUUCGGCACCUCUUGAAACCAGUUCGUCUGUAGCAUGGACAAACGCAUCAAAGAUUCUACGUUCCGACUCAAUUUUUAUUCCAAUCGACGUCAUCGAGGAGGUGCCACAACAUGUCGUGCAAACAGCAUCUGUCGACGAUCUCUCCCUCGAGUUGUCGGCUGUUGGUGAGGAGGCGUCGGAAGUUCGUCACCAAAUCGCCGUGCCUAUUGCGAAUGAGGCCGGUCUUGGCGACAUCGAUUCCACGUCCCUUCCGACGUCUUGUCGCAGUGCUCGGGGCGAUGGUCCCCACGAAUCAACACCUUGCCAACUGAGAUUCUCCACUCACUUCCUCAAGAGUCUGACGGCACUGUCGCAGGAAUUGCAGCCCAUUUCCUGCGUGGAUCGGCCGCCAUCGAGUUUCGCAGAUUCACCAGAGAUUCGGAGCUCCGCUGACGACAACGAAGACAGCCCCGCCGCUUCUAGAGAUUUCUGCUCACGAUUCUCCAUGGACGAGGACAACUUGAACCGCAAGUCUAUUCAAACGGUGUGUGAGGAUUGCAGCCUACGCUCGGAGCGCACCUUCGUUGAUUUGGAGAAUGUCCUCACAGCCCACACAAGCACCCACUUAGACAUCGGCAGUCGUGUCGAAAUCGCCAUGCUCCACGUGUCUUUUGUUUGUCUAGAUCCCUUCCACGCACACAACCCGGAGCACCUUGAGGCGGACCUGCAGGAGCUGCGUCGGGAGCUUCAGGCGAUGCGCGAAUUGUCCGCCAGACAGGAGGAGCACCGCCGCAGACAGGCUGGCGACAUCCGACGUCUGGCUAGGGAGGUGAGGCAGCUGAAGGCCUGGCAAGAGUCCCUCCAGCACUCGAAUCGUUCAAACCAAAGCUGGGCGGGAGACGCCGAGGGUGCUUCCAGUACGCCUCGCCACUCGGGGGCCUCGCCCUCGCUUUCCACGCUCGUCGCUGCAAACCCCGCCGAGGUGUCGACCAGCGGCAGCAUCGGAUGUCUGGCGGCGUCGCUGGAUCCCUCCAACGCCGAAAUCCCGGCAGAGGCGUCGCUUCUGGACGCAACCAAACACAACAUUUCGGCAGACGAGCUGCGCGUCGCCCGCCUCAGUCGUUGCCUUUUAUUGUCCACCGGUGCGAUUUCUAGAGCCAGCUGUGAACCCGACGAGUUGGUGAGCGCGACAAAGGCCUCCACCGACGACAACGCCACCCUGCUGACAGCCAACAUCUCCGCCGACAGUCUAGACAGCCACCAGUCGCAGCCGCAGACACUCACUGCCAAGGCGUCCGCUUAUCGCCAGUCGUCAGCCACGGUAAGACUCUGA